Arabidopsis arenosa is the source of this 1175-nucleotide messenger RNA. NCBI's taxonomy places the organism in Eukaryota, Viridiplantae, Streptophyta, Magnoliopsida, Brassicales, Brassicaceae. The record is from the annotation of a GenBank genome assembly.
AGGAUUGAGCUAUGGAAAUGGAAGAUGCAACAGAGACUAGGUACUGGUGUCACAUGUGCUCUCGAUCGGUGGUUCCUUUGAUUCAAGACGAACUCAUCAAUUGCAAUUUCUGUCAAAGUGGAUUCGUUGAACAAAUGGAUAAUGAUGAUCAAGAUUCAGUUUCCGUUGAUCAUCAGGCUGCUGAUUCUCUCUGGGCUCCUAUCUUGAUGGAGAUGAUGAACAAUCAUGACCAACAACAUUCAACGCAUCAGGGAGACUCAGAAUCUAUUCUUGAAAACGAAGAAGACGAAGAUGAUGAUGGUGAUGAUGGUGAUCAGAACAAUGAUGGAGAAAUUGAUAUAACUCGGCAACUUGAAGAGAUUAGGAGGAUAAGGACUAGACAUUCAACUGCCAUUGUUAAUCUGCUUCAAGGGAUUCGAGCUGGGUUAUUGAUUGAAUCCGAGACCAACGAGGAUAAUCCCGAUAACAGCGAGCUUGUCGUCUUGAUCAACUCGUUUAACCAAAGGAUCAGGGUUCAUCAAGAUUCUGUCGACACGGCUUCUGUUCCUUCUGGAUCUUUGGGUGACUAUUUCAUUGGACCUGGAUUCGAGACGUUGCUUCAACGUUUGGCUGAGAAUGAUCUGAACAACCGGUAUGGGACACCUCCAGCUACAAAAGAAGCGGUUGAGGCCUUGGCGAUGGUGAAAAUCAAAGAGAGUUUGUUGCAAUGUAGUGUGUGUUUGGAUGAUUUUGAGAUUGGAAUGGAGGCUAAAGAGAUGCCGUGUAAGCAUAAGUUUCAUAGUGACUGCUUGUUGCCAUGGCUUGAGCUUCAUAGCUCAUGCCCUGUUUGCAGAUAUCUGCUUCCUACAGCAGAUGAUGAUGAGCCAAAGAAGGAUGCAGACACAUCGAGAAACGAUGAUAACAAUGGCGAUAUCAGUGAUGCUUCUAUGGCGAACAAUUCAUUGGUUAACUAGACUAAGGCUCACAAUCUGAAGACAGGCAUCAAUAUACACACGCCCAAAAUGUUCAGAUUGUUACCGCUUGAAGAAUAAUAGAAUGUUUCUGCAAUUUCUGAAAUGGCAGAAUGUUCCAUAGUUUGGAAUUGUUUCUUCGAUAACACAAGUUUACAGAAAUGCGUUUUAUGUUUCUUCCACUUCUUUUCAUGAGUUGGUUAGUAAGAAAAAUUACAUCUUUUU